This is a messenger RNA of Tigriopus californicus, 3715 nucleotides long. It is a transcript of the gene Oseg1, whose product is annotated as intraflagellar transport protein 122 homolog. Gene Ontology annotation, molecular function: protein binding. Gene Ontology annotation, biological process: non-motile cilium assembly; intraciliary retrograde transport; protein localization to cilium. Bases 103 to 3681 code for a protein of 1192 amino acids. The transcript has a single exon. Lineage: Eukaryota; Metazoa; Arthropoda; Copepoda; Harpacticoida; Harpacticidae. The record is from RefSeq and is a predicted model, not a curated record. Gene Ontology annotation, cellular component: intraciliary transport particle A; non-motile cilium.
AUGCAAAGUGUCUUAAAUGUACCUGUCAGAUAAUUGGCUUCAUAGGGUGUAAGCAAUGCAAUCAGACAAUCUCUGAAGGUUUAUAGUCCUUGACUGUCUUGUAUGAUGCGGGCUGUUCCCACUUGGGUAGAUAAGGUUCAUGACCGCGAUCGCAAUGAGCAAUGCAUCUAUGACUUGUGUUUCCGACCGGAUGGUUCCCAAUUGGUUGUGGCGGCGGGUCAACGAGUAUUAGUCUAUGACACCGCAGAUGGGACCUUGAUCCAGCCUUUGAAAGGGCACAAGGACAAUGUGUAUUGCGUGGCGUAUGCCAAAGACGGAAAACGCUUUGCUUCCGGCGGUGCGGACAAAUGUGUCAUCAUUUGGACCAGCAAGCUGGAGGGUAUCCUGAAGUAUUCCCACAACGAUGCAGUUCAAUGUCUUUGUUAUAAUCCUAUUACUCAUCAAUUGGCAUCUUGCGCUCACAGCGAUUUUGGCCUUUGGUCUGGCGAGCAGAAAUCGGUUCAAAAGCACAAAGUUCCAGCUCGAGUGAAUUGUUGCUCUUGGACCAAUGAUGGGCAGUACAUCGCUUUGGGCUUGGGUAAUGGUGUGGUGUCGAUCCGGGGCAAAGCCGGAGAGGAGAAGAUCCGGAUUGAACGACCCAAUGGGCCGCAAAGUGCGAUUUGGGCUCUGGAAUGGAAUCCGUCCUCGGAGGAGUCCUAUGAUAUUUUGUGCGUCACGGACUGGGGCCAAAGUGUCUCGUUCUACUCUUUAUCUGGCAAGCAAGUCAGUAAAGAGAGGGCCUUGGGCUUCGACCCUUGUUGUGUGUCUUACUUUUCUAAAGGAGAGUAUCUCAUGAUAGGGGGGUCCAACAAGGGGUGUAUUCUCUAUACUCGCGAUGGGGUCAAAUUGGGAUCGGUGGGAGAGCAGAGCUCGUGGAUUUGGUGUUGUGCGGCCAAGCCGGAUUCCAGUUUUAUUGUAUUGGGCUGUCAAGAUGGCACGAUUGCCUACUACCAAUUGAUUUUCAGUACCGUCCAUGGGCUUUAUCGAGAACGGUACGCUUAUCGCGAUAACAUGACCGAUGUCAUUAUUCAGCAUCUUCUCACGGAUCAAAAGGUGCGGAUCAAGUGUCGAGAUCUAGUCAAGAAGAUUGCCAUCUACAAGCAUCGCUUGGCCGUGCAAUUAGCCGAGCGAAUCGUCAUCUACGAGUUGUAUUCAGGCGAUAUGUCAGACAUGCAUUACCGAGUCAAGGAGAAGAUCAAUCAGAAGAUUGAAUGCAAUCUGCUGGUGAUAUGUACCAAUCAUUUGAUCCUUUGUCAAGAGAAACGACUCCAGUGUCUCAAUUUCCGCGGAGCCAAAGAACGUGAGUGGAUCAUGGAAUCCCUGAUUCGAUACAUCAAAGUGGUCGGAGGACCCCCGGAACGUGAGGGACUCUUAUUGGGACUUAAGAAUGGCCAGAUCCUGAAGAUUUUCAUUGACAACCCGUUCCCUGUCAAUUUGCUCACCAUCAACUCGGCCAUCCGAUGCCUCGACUUGUCCUCUUCUCGAAAAAAAUUGGCCAUUGUCGAUGAGCACUCGACUUGCUUGGUGUACGAUCUCACAACCAAAGAGCUCAUGUACCAAGAACCCAACGCUAACUCGGUGGCCUGGAACACUCAUUUCGAGGACAUGCUUUGUUUCUCGGGAUCUAAUACCUUAAGCAUAAAGGCCGGGGAGUUCCCAGCUCAUCAGCAGAAGAUGAUGGGCUUUGUCGUUGGCUUCUCUGGCUCAAAGAUCUUUUGCCUUCACGUCUAUAGCAUGACAACCAUUGAAGUCCCCCUGUCGUCGCCAAUGUUCCAAUACUUGGAGAAAAAAGAUCUUGACUUGGCUUAUGAAACAGCUUGUCUUGGAGUGACUGAGAAUGAUUGGGAAGCAUUGGGCAAGUCUGCUCUACUCACUCUGAACACUGAUAUCGCCAAAAAGUCAUUCACGCGUUUGAAAGAUUUAAAGUAUUUGGAGCUCAUCUACGAUAUCGAGAACAAGAAGACAAAUCAAAAUGAGCAAGAGAGUGCUCUAUUGGCUGAUUUGCUCGCUUUCCAAGGGAAAUUUUCCGAGGCAGCAAAACUGUACAAAAAAGCGGGUCAGGAGCAGAAGGCCUUAACUAUGUACACGGACUUGAGGAUGUUCGACCAUGCCAAUGAGUUUUUGGGCUCCGAGGAUUCUGCGGAAAGAAGACUCUUGAUCAAAAAGAAGGCAGAUUGGGCGGCCAAAAUCAAUGAACCACGGGCUGCGGCCGAGAUGUACCUCUCAGCCGGUGAAACAGACAAGGCUAUUCAUAUCAUCGGCGAGCACGGAUGGGUGGAUAUGUUAAAUGACGUGGGCCGAAAACUGGACAAAGCCGACACUGAAUCCGUCCAAUUGGUUGCUCAUUAUCUCAAGAAACACGGCCAACUGCAAUACGCCAAGGAUAUGUACAAGAAAAUUGGCGAUUUUCAAGCCAUGGUCCAAAUCUUUGUAGAGGCCAAGGAAUGGAAAGAAGCCUUCGUAUUGGCGGAGAAGAAUCCCGAGUACAAAGAACAAGUCUAUGUGCCCUAUGCCAAAUGGUUGGCUGAACAAGAUCGGUUUGUCGAGGCCCAAAAAGCCUUUCACAUGGCUGGGAGGCCGGAUGAAGCGUUUAGGGUUCUCAAUGAACUCACUCUGAAUGCCGUGAAUGAAUCGAGGUUUGACGAUGCUGCUUAUUACUAUUGGAUACUGUCCUUGCAGUUUGCGGAUCUCGCCAAGGAUGCGAACCAAAAGGAUGCCAUGAUUGAGAAAUUUCAAGAAUUUCAGACCAAAGCCAAUAUGUACUAUGCAUACCACACCAUUCAGCGAUACACGGAUGAACCAUUCACAAGCUACAUGCCAGAAGCGUUGUUUAACAUUUCUCGAUAUCUAAUGCACGAACUUCUGUUUAACCAUCCACAAGGCGUAUCCAAGUUCUCGGUUUUAUAUGCUCUGGCCAAGCAAUCCCGAAACUUGGGUGCCUUCAAAUUGGCGCGCUCGGUAAUGGAGAAGAUCCAAAAGCUUGUCAUCCCAAAGCGAUUCCGGGAGAAUGUUGACCUGGCCGCCAUGAUGAUCCGCUCCAAGCCUUUCUAUGACAACGAAGAACUCUUGUCCAUGUGUUAUCGAUGUUCAACCACCAACCCACUGUUCAACCCGAAAGGCAAUCGGUGCAACAACUGUGGAUUGAAAUUCGUCUACUCCUUCGUCUCGUUCGAGAUCCUCCCUUUGGUUGAGUUUCAGCUCGAUGAAGGCAUAUCUGAUCAGGAAGCCAUGGCAUUGAUUGAAUCGUCCGUGUCACCCAACGACUUAAACGCAGGACCCGAAGAUGGACCCGAUGUCAUGACAAUGGAAGCCAACGAAGAUGAUCCAUUUUCCGGCAAAAUGUUAGCAUUUCAACAAGACGGGGAAAUGUUCUCCUCGGUGAUUGUUAACCGAAAAGCACUCUCGUCUAUGGAACCGGGUGAUGUGAUAGUCUUCAAAUGGGACAAGCCCAUUCGUUAUCAGUUCUUUCGGAACAUCAUGCCGGAAAUGUCCAUUACCAAGUGCGAAACGUGCAACCGAGUAUUCCAUACGGACGAUUACGAGCUUCAAUUGCUUCAGAAAGGGCAUUGCCCAUUUUGUCGGGCUAAUGCUCAUUUCAACCAAACAGAUGACGAUGCCACCAUUAACGGAUUAGAUGAUUAGUUUUCAUAACGUAGAUUUUACGGUCUUUUUUAGA